Messenger RNA from Lytechinus pictus (painted urchin), 4579 nucleotides. Its product is annotated as cilia- and flagella-associated protein 157-like. Bases 399 to 2096 code for a protein of 565 amino acids. The transcript has 9 exons. Gene Ontology annotation, molecular function: microtubule binding. Lineage: Eukaryota; Metazoa; Echinodermata; Echinoidea; Temnopleuroida; Toxopneustidae. The record is from RefSeq and is a predicted model, not a curated record. Gene Ontology annotation, cellular component: ciliary basal body; cilium.
ACACUGACCUGAGAUGGCGCUAUACUCUUAGCAACCAGACUUGACAACGGCUUGCUUGGCCGACCUACAAUUUACAAAGCUGUUUCAUCUUGAUAGAAAAUAUGUUGAAAAUGCCAAGAACUUGAUUAUUUUUUCGCGAUAGGAUUUAUGAAUGAACAUGUGACUUGCCAUUGGUCACCAAGUUAUUUUGGGCUGGUAGCAACGUCAAGGAAAGUCACUGUUUUAUCAACUCAAUAAACCAACUGGCAACAAAAUAUGUAGCUGUCCAUUGAAGCAAGAGUCAACAGCAAACUGCAAUCCAGUAAUUCAGCUUCAAGAAACACCAGGGAAAAAAGUUUUAACGAAACAAGCAUAAGUACUGAUUUGUUUAUUUUGUAAGCAAAGUAAUAUCUGGCAACAUGCCCCCAAAGAAGAAGGGAGGAAAGAAGAAAGGGAAGAAGAGCGGGAAGAAGAGUGGAAAGAAGUCAGCGAGGGCGUCGUCUGCACCAGACGGAGGGAACCUGAGUGAAGUUGGCAAAGAAUUCUUUCUGAUUCAGAUCCGAGAUUUGGAAAGGAGGCUUAUCAGGUACCAGCAAAAAUGUGACGAGCUUGAGGUGGCCAAUGGCGAAUUCAAAUCCCGCUAUGACCAGAUGGGGACCGACAAGAAGGAGAUCGUUGCCUUCUUGAAGAAGCAGCUGGAGCAGCGUCAGGACGAGAUAGCAGACCUCAACGAUCGUCUGGUGGGUCUCCAGCAGGCCAAGGAUACCGAGAAGGAUGCCUACGAGGCCCAGCUUGCCCAGCUACGCAACGAGUUCCAGGAGACCAAGGACCAGCUGACCUCAGAGAACAUGAUCCUCAGUGGGAAAUUGGCUGCACUGGAAGAGUUCAAAGUUCAAAAAGAAGAUUUAAACAAAAAGUUUGAGCAGAUGGAAGAGGACUUGAAAUCCCAAGCCGACGGUCACAAGGACGAAAUCUACAAGCUUGAAAAGAAACAAGUGGUAGACAAGGACAGACUGAAACGUGAGAUGGUGCUUCGCGUCAACCAGGUCGCCGCCGAGUUCCGUAAGGUCUCCAACAAGCAGAUGGCCGACACCACCAAGCGUACCAUCCGUGAGAACGUGAGCAUCCACGCCCAGCUGGGCAAGAUGUCGGACAAGACCAUGGAGUUGAUCGAGGAGAACGAGGAGAUGAGGGCCAAGGAGAAGAAGCAGAGGCAGCAGAUAGAGAUGCUGGAAAACAACGAGAAGGAACUGGCCAAGAAGAAUCAUAGUAAUCAGAAGGUCAUCAGGAUGCUGACAGAGAAAGCCAAACAGCAAGAGGAUGUCAUCGCCGACCUGGAGGAGAGGGAGAAGGAGUACCAGGAGCUGGAGGCGGAGAUGGGUCUCCUUCGGCAGCAGGCCGACUCCUCCAGGGAGGAGCUCCAGAGCAUGGGCAGGGAGUCGGAGCAGUUGAUGGAGCGGAUAGAGCUCCUGGAGAAGGAGGCCGCUCAGAUGGCUGACAUCAAGGUCAAGCUGGAGAGGAUUCUUGCGGAGGCUGCCUACUCGCUACACAGGAUACUCAUGCGCAACCCUGACAGGGAGAGCUCUACUGGUCCAAUGAGCCUCGAGGAAGUUGAACAGAGAGACAACAUGCUUGAACAUCUCCUUGUGAUCCUCAACAGUGCCGCAGCCAUCGGCGUUGGUCCAGCCCCAGAGUCUUUCAUACCUCAGGAAGAGCAGGUCUACAGGACCAAGAGCCGGGAGGCCAUGUACCCUGGCUCUGGCAAGGGACUUAAACGAGGGCUGGCCCCACUCUCCCCCAUUGCCAAGGGAGUGUCCACCCUACCCCACUACAGGAUGGGGGACCUGGGUCUGGUGCCCCGGCCCAAACCCUCCUCAUUCCCAUCGGACAAGACCAGACAGCUCUCGGCCACCAGCCGUCUGAACAGAUUACAAGGGGUCAAGUCAAGGUCUGUUGGGAUCCAGACUACCAGCUCAGCUAAGCCUUUGUUCAGACCUGACCAACUCCUCGGAACGGAUGCUUCAUUCGCGAAAUCCGCUCUGGUACAAGAACUGGCCAUCACGCACAAACAGCGCUCUCUGGCACCAGUCAUGGCACCAGGGAAGGCCGUCCGAUGAUCGUCAUCGAGUCUUCUUCUUUCACCCUUGAAGCAGCUAUGUGAAAGCGAGUCUUAGACAUACUGUGAAAGGAACUUUUUUGUGCAACUUGUUGGAAACAGUGUCAACUUAUAAUCAUGAAUGGAUAUCACGCAGAUAUAAUGGACUGCACAUUGUUGAAUAUUUACAAGAAUUUAGGACACACCCACCUACACAAGUGUUUAUAUAAUGGAAGCACUCCAUGGUUAAAUUGUAACUAAAUGAUAAACUGCCUGUGUGUUUUAAUCAUACAUGCACACACACAUACACACGUCCGCUCUGUAUGCAAUAUAAACAAUCACCAUAUCAAUAUUAUGAUUGCCUGUGCAUGUGGAAGUCAAUUCAGUGUCUUAUUUUUUAAAAUGUAAAUCAAUAUGGAAUUAUUAAUUUUCAUUCAUAAUGAUCACCCGUUAAUAUUAUACUUGACUUUUUUUUCAUCAUAAAAUGGGAUUUAAUACAAUGGGAUAUAGUAAAUUUGUCAUAAUUAAUAACAUCUACUAUAUAGCUAAUAUUGAUUAACUCCCAAAAUAUUACACAUGAGAUAAGAAUCAAUUCCUCAAAAUAACUUUCACACGAAUACUCAUCAUGGUUUUCCAAGUUUUUGUAUUUAAAUGAAUAUUUAUAGAAUUAUGUUUUUUAUGAUUUUGUAUAUUUCAUUAUUAUGACUUUCUUGAUAUGUUCUUUAAGUAUGUAAAUAUGUAAAUGUAGGAUAUUUUAUGAUAAAAUCUAUUUGGAAAGUAUUAAUGUACAGAGCACAACAACUUCGACAAGUGCUUAACAUAUUGAAAUUUUGGAAUAUCAACCAAAUGCAAUCUCAUCUUCCAAGUGGUUGGAGUGUGGGUGAAAAGAGCUUAAACUGUGGUUAUCUCAUUAGACUUCUUAAUCUAGAAUAAUGAAAGGAGAUCUUCUCUUUUUGAAAAACUGAUGUGAGAGUGUUGUUUCAAAGUUUAGUGGAAGGUUGAUUUCGACAAGUUCCCUUUUUGGUUUUGUUGGAAAUUCUUCUCUCUUUUUUUGGCCAUUAUGAUUCCUUUUUUAACAUUUUGGUUGCACUAGGCUUGCAGGUCUGUCAACAGCAAUUUGUGUCAGCUGGCUAUGAUACUUUCAAUAAAUUUCCACAGACUGAGGUCUUCAUCUCCUGAAUUCAAAAUUUGAGGACCUGUCAAGCUUUUAAACAGCUAAGUCAAGUGCAAAAUGAUUUUCAUCUUAAGCCAUGCAGACAGCAUCAUGACAUCAUUCAUUGCAUGACAUAUCACUCUUUCAAAAUGUUAUGAUUUUUGAAGAAAUUCAUACUGAAAAUGUUAAGAUUAUUAUGAUUUUACAUAUUCUCAGAGUGAGUCAUAUUUCUAGGUAAUUUUAAAUAAAGGAAGUUGAUGGAGGUGCUGGUAUACACUCUCUAAUGUGAUGCACAAUUAAUGUCUCUCCUUGGUAUGUCAUGGAAUUAUUUGCUUGCACUAAAAUGGAAAAUCAAUAUUUCACACACCACACACCAAAUAAAGAAUCACUAUAUUGUGUGCAAGUAUAAUGCAAGUUUAUAUGUUAAGAAUAUUAUGAAAUGAAAGAUUUUCCAUGAUGGAAUGUAAAGAAAAUCAUUGCUUUAAAAAGUACUGCAUCCACUCUGUUUAGAGAAAUAUGCAUUUGUUCACCAUAUUUAUGCAGCUGUCUAAGGGUGGUUUUCACAAGUGUGUUUUACUCAUCUUUGCUCUUAGAAUUGAAGUUAUGAUAUAAAUAUUCUUUAAGCUAAAUCCCUCCCUGAAUAUUAGUCUGAUACUGUAUGGUUUUUAUUAUUCCAUUUUCACAAUGAUGUACCUUUUGCACCUUGAAAUGUGCAACAGGUAUGUAAUGAUUGCGCAAUACAAUUAUGUGAUUGUAUUUUAUGAAGAGAGGCAUAUACUCUCUUACAAUGAAGUGAGUUUUAACUUUUAAGUCCUUUAUGCUAUUUUGAAGCUUGGUUCAGUACACCUGUUUGAGCUUACUAUAUCGUUUAUGGGAUCCAAUAGGAAAUCAAGAAAACCACCAGAAACCAUUAGAAACUUCCUGUAUAGGUUUCCAUGAGAUUUUUAACCCAGUAUUUAUUAGUCUGCGUGCACAGACCCUAAUAAUCAGUAUGUGAAUCUUGAUUCGAAUCUGGCGCAAAUGCAACUUGCAUGAGUGGUGUCAGAUCGAGAUGAAAUUAUGAAAGUGCAUGCUUUCAGUAUGUUCUAGAUGAUGAUGUUGCUGGCUUUCCAUACUUGUAGUUGAAAUUGAUUGAAUCAAUCUUAUUCCUUUGUAAGACUAAGACACGGCCCUGAUGUAUGCAUACAGUGUAUUUUUCCAUUCCUCCAUAAUGCAUUUUAUCCCUUCCGUCCAGUGAAACAUUUCCAAUCAAUUUUAAAGUUGUAGAUUUGAACGAAUCGAAAAUCCAUCCAGGACGUUUGCUUUGCUGAUCUGUAUAUCUUACAAUAAACAGCACAGUAUUUUAUCAAAAA